Xyrauchen texanus (razorback sucker) is the source of this 1473-nucleotide messenger RNA. RefSeq names its product serine/threonine-protein kinase SBK1-like. Lineage: Eukaryota; Metazoa; Chordata; Actinopteri; Cypriniformes; Catostomidae. The record is from RefSeq and is a predicted model, not a curated record. Gene Ontology annotation, molecular function: ATP binding; protein serine/threonine kinase activity. The transcript is spliced from 4 exons. Gene Ontology annotation, biological process: peptidyl-threonine phosphorylation; peptidyl-serine phosphorylation. The coding region runs from base 112 to 1131 and encodes 339 amino acids.
GAGUCCUCACAACAAGCACUCUGCAUUGACUCCGGCUGCGGCACUGGUGCAAUUGCUGUUUGGUUGUGCGCCCUGGUCCUUUGCUCAGCUGCAUAGAGGACAGAUGGUACAAUGAUUGAGCUGGGCUCAAUCGAGGAGGGCAGCAGUCUGAUAGACGAGCUGAUGAAGUUGACAUCUCAGAGUUUAUGUCAGCUAGAGAUUAAAGAACAUUUUAACAUCAUUAAAGAGAUUGGCCGAGGCAAAUAUGGCCGAGUUCUGCUGGUCACCCACCGCUGCAAGGGGACACCAAUGGCUCUUAAAGUGUUGCCAAAAUCCUCAACCAAACUGAAAGGCUUCCUGCGAGAGUACUGCAUCUCCCUGCAUCUGUCGUGUCACCCCUGCAUCGUGGGACUGUUCGGAAUUGCCUUCCAGUCAAAAGAGCACUACGGAUUCGCCCAGGAGCUUGUCGUGGGACGGGACCUUUUUGCCAUCAUUCAGCCGCGGGUGGGCAUCCCAGAAUGUGCAGUGAAACGCUGCGCCAUUCAAAUCUCCAGUGCUUUAGAGUUCAUCCACCAGCAUGGGCUGGUCCACCGCGACAUAAAACCUGAAAACAUACUGCUACUGGACAAAGAUUGCCAGAGGGUCAAACUAGCUGAUUUCGGCCUUACCCAGAGACGGGGAACCCUUAUCUGCUUCAUAUCAGGCACGCUUCCAUACAUGGCUCCAGAGUUGUGCGCCAUAGUCUUGGAGGAAGGCCAGAAGGAGGUGAAAGCUCCUCCAUUAAGUGUGGAGCCCAGUCUAGACACCUGGGCUUUUGCUGUUUUACUUUUCUGCAUCCUCACAGGCUUCUUCCCUUGGGAACGUUGCAAUGAAAUUGAUGAUUUCUAUGAGGAGUUUGCACACUGGCGGCUGGAACCAAUGAAGUUCUCUGUGCCAUCUCAAUGGAAAAGGUUCACACCUGUGUGUAUGGAGAUGUUUAGCAGGAUGUUAGCGCUGGAUGCAAAUGAGAGGUGCUCAGUAGGGGACGUUAAAGGCUACAUGGGGAAAGACUGGGUUCGUGCAAAGGGCAUUAAUGGAUGGGUGGUAGAAAAUGGGCAGGUCAGUAUGCACACAACGAGUCCUUGCAGAAGUAGCCACGGGAGUGAACAGUGAUGGUGUCAAGUGAUUCUUUGAAUGGCCAAUGAGUAAUCACAAAUGUUUUUUUUCCAUUGCAACGUAAAGGACUUAAGCUCAUUGGUGGACUAAAGUUAUGUCAUAAGGGACUGAUGUAAACAUUGCUUCCCACAGUAUGAGACUUAAAAGUAUACUCAGGAAGACACUCAUGUGUCAGAGAAAUGGUAAAUUGUUUAACUAAUUUAUCGACAGCAUUUGUGAAAUAAAUGUAUGAAAAAUAUAAUGUUAAAAAAUUAUAUAAUGACAUUACAAUGGAAGUCUGUUGGACAAUGUUCAGCACCAGAAUAUUAAAAUCAUGUUUAAUCAUGUAAAAAAAUAAAC